AUGAAAACGGUAAUGAACAUCUCAACAGCAUCCAAGAUAUCCCGUCUUCUACAACUCGUUAUUGCCCUUAUCAGUCUGGUUUUGACCGCCCAAUUGGCCAAAGAUGGAUCUUCGUUGUCCUCACAAGUAGACUCAAUCAAUCAGUUAAUAACCGAUGAUGUAAUAAGAGCUACUGAGGAGAGCGUGGAAAUCGGAACUCCGUCAAGCUCUAGCAGUUUUCACGCCACAUCCCAAAACCCAACAGAUCAGAUAUCCCAUUCGGUCUCGUCCACAUUGGGACUGAAUGUCAGUACCAGCUGGCAGUCAUCCAUCCUGAGUUUUGUAAGCACUGGCAUAACUCUUGUCAACAACCCGCUAUUAAGUGUUUUUAAGCGUCUUGUCUCUAGAAAAUUGCAAUCUUUUUACGACGGUUCGGUGUUGAGAGUUGGCGAAAUUCCUUAUAGUUCGCUUCACUUGCCCAACCAUGGGGUAGCAAGGGCUCAGUUCUUCUACUUAUCCUACAGCGCCAGCUCGGAGUUUGUUCUGAACCUUGUACACUUUUCCAACGCUGUUUAUCAAACAGCGAAAUACGGAUCGUGGAGUUGUAAUGAAGUAUCAGGCCUGCUGCACCAGUAUCAGCUAGACCGAAAUUAUUCCUCCGCUGCCGUUGCGGAUUUUUUCAAACGUCUUUCCGAUAAUGACACCGCAUCUCCAUUUGAUCAGUUGGAAGAUGCCAUGCAAGUUUAUCUGCCUUCGAACUUCUCAGAGUUGCUACAAACUGAUAAUGUCGAUAUCACGAUAGAGAAAUCUCAGCUAUUUUUGGAUCUUUCUUCCGAUUGUACGAAGAAAAAAGCUAACAUGGCUAUAAGUUAUGUCCUUUGGGGGGUCUAUAUGGUAUCCACAGGUCUCAUAAGCUACACUGGUGUGGUUUUUAACCAAAUAUUGAACAAGAAAUAUCGAUCUAUAAUAGAAACUGGGACAAAACAAAUGAUAGAAAGUAGUCAUUUAGACUAUGACGAGUUGAGCCUAGAAGAAGCAUUAUUAUUAAGAGAUCAGAUAUUCUCUGCAGAUACAAGUCUUUCAGGAAGUAUCUAUUUGGUCUAUACAGCAGCUGGUCUGUUUCCGCAAGUGAAAGAUGAUAAUGAGUUGAAGCAUACACUAGAUGGCCACAAAUAA
Messenger RNA from Komagataella phaffii GS115, 1155 nucleotides. RefSeq lists its product as hypothetical. The record is from RefSeq and is a predicted model, not a curated record. Bases 1 to 1155 code for a protein of 384 amino acids. Lineage: Eukaryota; Fungi; Ascomycota; Pichiomycetes; Pichiales; Pichiaceae. The transcript has a single exon.